Pseudo-nitzschia multistriata is the source of this 5557-nucleotide messenger RNA. The record is from the annotation of a GenBank genome assembly. NCBI's taxonomy places the organism in Eukaryota, Bacillariophyta, Bacillariophyceae, Bacillariales, Bacillariaceae.
CGGCACGAACAAACAAACAAACAAACAAACAAACGAGAGAGAAGAAACCACCGCCAUGGCCGUUCCGGUUCCGCUUUCGCUUCCUUCCUCCCCGGCGGAACUCCCCGAUCCCUCCGCCCUGGGCGAGGCGGCGGGGGCCGGGAGCGAGCGGGGCUGCUCGGAGCUCCUCCUCUCGGUGCUCGAAUACGGAACGGUCGCCGGGAAGAGCCAUGGCAACAACAGCAAUGGCAGCAACAGCAACAGCAACAGCAACGGCGGGAAGGACCACUCCCUCCCCCCGCUGCAAGCCCGGACCGAGGAAACCGUCCGUUGGCUCGAGGCGGCGAUCGGCCCCGUUGCCUCGUCGUCUUCCUCGUCGCUCCGGGUGGUCGAAGACGCCCUGGUCGACUGCCUGUGGCUGUCCGGAUCGACGCUCACCUCCCUGGAGUGGACAAGCGGGGAAAGCAAAAGMAAUGGCAACAGCAAUGGCAAAAGAAACGCUCCUUCGACGCCCAACAAGGACACGAAUCCUUCCCCCCGGGCCGGUUCCGCUUCCAAGGCCGGUUCCCCCGGCUCCGAUCCGAGCUCCGGUGCCUUCCACCCCUCCGUCCGGGCCCUCCUGGACAUUGUGCGGAGCCUGCUGUCCUCGGGCAUGUUUUCCGGGCCGGACGGCGAAAACGAGAACGAGAACGAAAACGAGAACGAUUCCGAGACCAACGGGAGCUCCCGGCUGGCCCGCAGGCUCCAGGAAAACUGGUUCCCGGUCCUCCUGGAGGCGGUGGGGGCGAUCCGGCUGGCCGGGCCCGGCGGUUCCACCGGGAGUGCCGACGACCUCUCCAAGCGGCUGCGCCAGCACAACACGGCCGCCAACUACCGGCAGCAAAAGUACAACCUCCUGCAGGAGGAGUCCGAGGGCUACUCCAAGCUCCUCGGGCACCUCUGCGGAUCUCCCCGAGCGACAAGGGUGGGUGCAAGCGCUUCCGGAAAAAAAGAUGCUUCGGGAGACGACCUACGGGCUCUGUGGAAGCUGGUGGGAACCUUCGAGCUCGAUCCGAUCCGGGUCCUGGACCUGGCCCUCGACGUGCUGGAAUCCAGGAUCCGGUUGGCGACUUGCAGCAGCGCCAGCGCCCGGAGGGGCCCCCCUCCCACGACGAACGAGAUCCGGUGGCUCCUGGACGUCGUCAAGGAGUGUCCCACGGACCAGCUCCCGGCCCUGCUGCGGUUCAAGCUCGCCAACAGCCGCGACGGAGAAGGAGACGAGCCACGGCAGGCACAGGCACGGACGCAGACGCAGACGCCAACGAAACCCGGUGCGCACGCCAAUGCGCAGCCCAAGGGCCACGGGUGUUUGCUGGAAACCAUCGCCCUCCUGGUCAAGCAAGGCCUGCUGGACCUCGGGGCCUUCGUGGGGGACUUUUUCGACCGGGAAUCCCUGSUUUCGGACCUGGAGGCAGCCUACGGGGCAUUUCGAUCCAUGGAACACGACCGCGUCCUGGCGCUGGCGAGGGUCAGCCUCUCGGGCAAGAAGGAAAACCCCAGGCAGAAGGAGCUGGCAAGCAAGCUCGAAGCGGCGAUGGAACCCCUCGGGAGAAGGGGCCACAAGCAGGUCCUGUCCCUGUGGCUGGUCCUGCUGCGGUGGGGGGAGUGGGACCUGGUCCGGCCCCUCCUGCCCCCUUCCACCUGGACCAAGGUCUGCUGCGUCCUCCCGGAGACCUUUGGAGCGGCCCUGCUCGAGAACGUGGAGCAGACGACCCUCGCCUGGGCCUCCAGGGUCGGGGGGGCCUGCCUCGCUCCGGAGCUUUCGAGCAGCACUUCCACCAGCAACGGUGRCAGCAGCGAAAGCGGAAGAACCCARKCACAAAAGACGCCACCGGCGAUCCAAGACACGGACGCCGAAAGGGACGACUCCAAAGACCCCGACCGUCUCCUCCUCCGCUUUCUCCGAUCCGUUUCGGAUCCCUUGUCCUGCGUCACCCCGUCCGGGUGCAUCCGUUCCAGGCCGGUCCUCUUCUGCUUGCUCUGCCGGCUCCUGCGCUCCCUCCUGGCCGGGCAGGGGGCCAGSMACGGAGMRGCGGGCCCGGAAGAAGUCCGGUCCUCGGUGCCGGGGGAGCUYUUUUCCUUCCUCGCGGACUUUUUGGUCCCCUCCCUCUCCCUCUUUCCCUCCAAUCCUUCGCUCUCCACCGAGCUGUGGUCUCUCCUGGAGCUCCUCCCCUACGACCUUCGCUACCGGCUCUACGAGCGCUGGAAGGCCCCCGGCCUGGAGCGGGCGGGACUCCGGGGAGGCAACAAGGCCCUCCCGGUGUCGGAGGCCGAGAUGGUGGCCGGCAGGGCCGCCCGGUACGCCCUCAAGCGCCUCUCGAGGGACAACCUCCGGGACAUGAGCCGGAACCUCGCCAAGGUGACCCACUCGAGCCCGCUGGUGGUCUUUGCGGCGAUCCUCGGACAGAUCGAGAGCUACGACAACAUGGUGGAGGUCGUGGUGGAGGCCCAGCGCUUUGUCAACCCGCUGGGCCUCGACGUCCUCGGGUACUGCGUCCUGGGACGCCUCAGCGGGACCUCGGGCGGGAUGGUCAACCGGAAUCCGCUGAAAGGUAGGAACAAGAGACACAAAAGCCGGCGCCCGCCGUGUGUGUGUGUUUUGCUGUUGUGUUGCUGUUGCAUUGUUGUUGCUGUUGCAUUGUUGUUGUGUUGCUGUUGCAUUGUUGUUGUGUUGCUGCUGUGUUGCAUUGUUGUUGCAAAUACGAAUACGAAUGCCAUUGCAAUCGUUGCACGGUGGCCGGGAAAGACGACCACCGGAACAUGGUUGGAUUGGUUCGUUUUUCCUUGAACCGCAACAAUCGAAUUGUAGCUGCAAAGUAGAGAUUGUUCACCAUUGUUUAUCGAACACAGUCGGCGCUGUUGUUGUUGUUGUUGUUGUUGUUGCUGCUGCUGCUGCUGCGGUUUCUGUCCUUGUCAUUAUUUCACGGAUCGGUUCGCGAUAGACGCAUGAUUGUUGAAGUUGCGAUUGAUGGAUGUUGUUUUCUUUUUCUAACCAUUCUUUGCACGCAUUUCGUUUUCAAAUGCUUCCUUUCCGGUUUGCUUUGUCAACCUGCACACUUGUGUACACACGCACGCGCAAACAAAAACACCAAACGAAUCAAACAGAGGAUGGUGUGAACGUAUCCCAGUGGUUGCAAUCCUUGGAGGCGUUUGCUGGGGAAUUCUACAAGGCGAGACCGUUUGUAGAAUUUCGUGGAAUCCUGUCGUACACGAUAGAACGACUAAGGGAAGGGGACGUCCUCAAACUGGGGAUGUUGCGUACGCUGCUGAAGGUUGUUGGGGGCUACGGCUUUGCUGAUUAUUCCCCCGCUGCCUCUCUGAACGAAACCCAGCUGGACGGAAGAUCCGGAUCGGUGACGCUCAAACGGGAAACCAUGUCCUUUGGCAUCGUAGAAAACACCAACCCGGUAGCCGCCAGCCACAUUCGCAGCGUCCUGCAAGCUGACGGUCUGGGUGUGUCCCUGCUCGUCCUCAUCGCACAGGCGCGUGAUCGCAUCGUCUUUGAUUCCGGAAAGGGGGCCUUCCGAGACGUGAAACUUAUUGGAAACCUGCACGAUACGUGCCAGGUGGUGAUGUCUAUUUUGUUGGAUUUUUUGACCGACCGUGAUGUCGGUACGGAAACAAACGGAAACAAAGGCGACGAGAGAAUAUUGGUGUACUCCAAGUUCUUGCCGUCGUUUCAAGAUCUUUUGCACAACUACGGCCUGGAUAUGGCAACGGCGUGGCUUUUGUGUCGCCCAUCGGUGAARGCAUUCUUGGAGGUGCGUCCGGAGGAGUUGGACGAAUCGUCGAGUCUGAAACGCUUCGAACUUUCGGAAAAAAUCCGAAAAUCUUACAAGGGCACCCUACCAGAAUCGGUAUGGUCGGUUCUGACUCCGGAUAUGUUUGAGUUCUUUUAUCUGAACGUACUUGGUGAUAUAGAGUGCCCCGAAGGUGUGUACACUUCGGAGGUCAACCGCAUCAACGAGGAACUAGAGCGCAUCCAAGGGCUCAAAGCUCCCGUUCCGAAGAGCGAGACAGGGAAGAUCGACCGUCUAAAAGCUGUAUCCAAACAAUUGGAUGCUGAUAUGAAAAAACAGAAAAAGCACGUUGGAUCCACAUUGAAGAAGUUGAGCGACGAAAAGAACAAUUUCUUCACUUCAGAAAUAAUCUCUCGAGAGGCCGCUAAAGUGUUCCUGAUGUAUUGCAUUUACCCAAGGGCAUUGCUCAGUCCAGACGACGCUAUGUUCGCUUCUGCAAUUGCAUUUCGACUCCACAAGAUCUGGACUCCCGGUUUUAGCGUGAUGCACUAUAUCGACGAACUCGUUUCGAUCGUUUCUGGCGCUUUGUUUGGUUUGACCGAGGCCGAAGCUGCGAACGUAUCCAUACUGAUUUGGCAGACCCUCAAAGUUGCGAAUCAAUGGAGGUUUGAGGACGGUAUGUACGACAGCGAAGUCCUUGGAAAGCCGGGAUCCUACAUGGAAAGCACCGUAGAAAGCGAAACAAGCACCAAUCCAGUUUCCCAUAAGGAGUUUAUCAAGCUGUACAACAAAUGGCAGUAUUCUCUCGCCGAUGCCCUGAUUGGGUGCCUCGAAUCUACAGAAUAUAUCCACAUGCGCACYGGACUCGUUGUUCUGUCCAGGCUCGUGAAAGUCUUUCCAACGGGCCCAACACUCGGCAACAAGCUUCUAAAAGUUCUCGAACCUCUUCAAGACGAGAGCAGUUCGCGUCCAGACAUUCGAGCAUCAGCGAACGCUUACGGGAUGAUGCUGUUGAAGGCACGAGACGAUGGGAAGUGGGUUGAGGAAAACGAGGCCGACGUCAAGGCCCGGGCAGAGAAGGAAAAGGAAGCCGCAAAGGAGAGAAAAAAGAAGAUCGAGCAGUCUUUCCAGGAAUUGGAACGAGACAAUCAGAAAAUCACCGAACAAAUCGGAACCGAUGAUCGUCGCGAUCGAGAUCGAGAUCGACCGCGGGGCAGUACCAGGGACCAAUAUAGUUCGAGACAAACAAGUGGUGGAGGAGGAAGAGACGACUAUUCGAGAACAGAAAACGGCAGAGAUCGUCGCAGUGAUGAUCGGCGAGGGGAUGAUCGUCGUUCCGGAGGUAGAGACGAAGACUGGAAAAAGAGAGAGAGAGAAGACGACAGCAACAAGAGAGACGAUCGGGGUAGAGGAGGAGGAAGAAGAAGCAGUGGAGGAGAUGAAGACAUAAGACGCGGUGGCACUAGGGAGGCCGGGGAGGGUCCUCGGGGACGAGAUAACAACGAAGCGAGGUGGAGACGCGAUCGCGACGCACCUCCCCAAAGGAACAAUAGCAAGCGGGGCCGGUCUUCUACUUCCCCUGAAAACGACCGCGACACAGAUCGGUCGGGUCCCAACCCGAAGAGAGCUCGCACGGACGACUACAACAGCAACAAUUAUCCGUCACGACGGUCUGGUCCUACACGCAGCAGAAGCCCGCCGCCGUCGAGAUCUACACGAACCUCACGAAGAGGAAACGAAAGAAGAUAAAAAGAAUGACACGAACUACACAAUUUGAAAAAUAUAGAAACCAAUAUGUU